AUGACAAAUUCCAAUUCUGUUAAUUUCGCCGCCCCGAGAGGAUUUGCAGAGAGAUUCAACAAAGAUAUCAAGGAAACCCUAUUCCCUGAUGAUCCCUUUAAGAAGAUCAAGGAGAAGAAUAGUUCAUGGUCUAGAACCAAAGCCGGUUUGAAAUACUUUGUACCCAUAUUCGAUUGGCUACCAUUGUAUAAUCUAAGCUUGUUUAAAUACGAUCUUCUUGCCGGAAUCACCAUCGCUAGUCUCGCCAUUCCUCAAGGCAUAAGCUAUGCUAAGCUAGCCAACAUUCCCCCAAUCAUCGGCUUAUAUUCAAGCUUUGUACCACCGUUAAUUUACGCUGUAUUUGGAUCUUCAAAGCAUUUGGCUGUGGGGACUGUGGCGGCUUCUUCUUUGCUUAUAGGAUCGACUUUGGGAGAGAAAGUAUCGGCUACGGCUAACCCUAAGUUGUAUCUCGACCUGGUUUUCACCACCACGUUUGUAACCGGUAUUGUACAAACUGCCAUGGGUCUUCUAAGACUUGGGAUAUUGGUGGACUUUUUGUCGCACUCGACAAUCGUGGGGUUCAUGGGAGGAACCGCGACAAUUAUCUGCUUACAACAACUAAAGGGAAUUUUUGGAUUGAAACACUUUACGAGCAACACCGAUGUUAUAUCGGUUCUUACAUCAGUGAUCAAACAAAGAAAGGAGUGGAGAUGGGAAAGUAUCCUAGUUGGUGUUAUCUUUCUUGUGUUCCUUCAAUUGACAAGAUUUGUGAGACAAAAAAAACCAAAAUUGUUUUGGGUUUCAGCCAUAGGGCCGAUCAUAGUUGUCAUCGUCGGAUGUGCGUUUGCUUAUUUCGUUGACGCAGAGAAAUACGGCAUUCAAACUGUUGGUCCUUUAAAAAGGGGAUUAAAUCCAAUAUCUAUCCAACGUUUGAAUUUUGAUAUCAAAUACAUAUCAGGACCCAUAAGAGCAGGGUUUAUUACAGCAAUGAUCGCUUUAGCAGAAGGAAUAGCAAUUGGGAGGAGUUUUGCAACUAAGAACAAUCUACAAAUUGAUGGGAAUAAGGAGAUGAUAGCUUUUGGUUUAAUGAACCUGGUUGGAUCCUUUACUUCUUGUUACUUAACCACGGGUCCAUUUUCAAAGACAGCAGUGAAUUACAACGCGGGUUGUAGAACAGCAAUGUCGAAUGUGGUGAUGGCAAUAUUGAUGAUGCUAACAUUGUUAUUUCUAGCACCUCUGUUUAGCUACACACCUUUGGUGGCUCUUUCAGCCAUCAUCAUGUCUGCUAUGCUCAGUCUUAUAGACUAUGAAAAGGCUUAUCAUUUCUUCAAAAUCGAUAAAUUUGAUUUCCUCAUCUGCAUUGUGGGUUUCUUUGGCGUCGCCUUCCUUAGUAUGGACACCGGUCUCUGCCUCUCUAUUGGACUUGCCCUGAUUAGGUCACUUAUAUACAUAGCAAGGCCUGCCACAUGCAAGCUUGGGAACAUACCAGAUUCAAAUUUGUAUAGAGAUGUUGAACAAUAUCCUAAUGCUAUUGGAAUCCCUGGUUUUCUAAUCUUGCAACUUGGCUCCCCAAUCUACUUUGCUAACUGUAAUUACAUUAGAGAAAGAACUUUGAGAUGGCUUAGAGACGAAGAAGCACAUGAGAAUGUCAUCGAGCAAGUGGUGUUCGACUUGGGAGGAGUGUCGGUUAUCGACGUAUCUGGGGUGGAGACUCUAGAAGAAAUUGUAAAAGUCUUGCAUGGAAAAAAGAUCAAGGUUGCUUUGGUAAAUCCAAGAAUUGAGGUGCUAGAGAAAUUGAUAGUGAUGGAUUUCGUAGAUAAGUUUGGAAAAGAGAAUAUCUUUUUCUCGGUUGAAGAUGCGAUCGAGACAAUUAGAUUCACUCUCAAAGAAUCAGUUUGAUGACGACGAUAAAAUGACGAUCGCAAAAGCUAUAUAACUAGUUAUAUGUAUUUUUACUU
Molecule: messenger RNA, 1937 nt
Organism: Impatiens glandulifera
Lineage: Eukaryota; Viridiplantae; Streptophyta; Magnoliopsida; Ericales; Balsaminaceae
Product: probable sulfate transporter 3.5
Exons: 11
Coding region: 1-1878 (625 amino acids)
Biological process (GO): transmembrane transport
Cellular component (GO): membrane
Molecular function (GO): secondary active sulfate transmembrane transporter activity
Source: RefSeq, a predicted model, not a curated record